UCACUCCCGGGCUCAUCCUGGGGGCCAAAACUCUGCUCUCGGACAGACAGUGAAACAAGACGGAAAAGGAGGAGGCAUUGCCGUCCUACCUCUUUGCUGCAGGAAGUCCAUACCAGUGUAGAACAAGAUGCGCUGCACUCGUUCCAACGUCAGCUCCUCAACUUGGAACGAGUGCAGGAAGUCCAUACCAGUGUAGAACAAGAUGCGCUGCCUCCACCGGCAUCGCUCCAAAAACGGACUCGUACUUUCCAAAUCGAUGGAGUUUUCUUUCUCUGGAGGAGCUUAUCACUUUACAAAGAUCCGAAAGGAUACAGACCAUAGAGAGUAACCUUUGACUAGACUAAUAAUUGGUCGAAAAACAGACAAGAAAAAUCUCAUCGGACCGCCUGGACGCCGCCUUUCUGGAGGUUCAGAACUUUAGAAGAUUCAUUCAUCCACGUUGCCGACUCCACGAGUCCAUGGCUGACGUUAGAGCAUGCGUCACUAGCAAGAGGUGACCAAGUUGAUACGCUGCACUCGUUCCAACGUCAGCUCCUCAACUGAACUGCGGAAGAUAUAUAUAGCAAUAGCACCAAGUGCUAUAUACACAUUGCAUCGCCACCACCAAAUCCCCCCAGCUUCACGUCUAAGUGCCACAGCCGAUCAGCCAUGAACUUCGCCGGCAGCGGCGAUGGCCGGAGUGGCUCCGCAAGGGCACACUUCGUGCUGGUACCGAUGAUGGCUCAGGGCCAUACCAUCCCCAUGACCGACAUGGCACGCCUGCUGGCAGAGCAUGGCGCGCAGGUCAGCUUCAUCACCACGCCGGUCAACGCCGCAAGGUUGGAGGGCUUCGCCGCUGACGUGAAGGCGGCCGGCCUGGCGGUUCAGCUCGUAGAGCUCCAUUUCCCGGCUGCAGAGUUCGGUCUACCGGACGGGUGCGAGAACCUAGACAUGAUCCAAUCAAAGAACUUGUUCUUGAACUUCGUGGAGGCAUGUGCCGCGCUUCAGGAGCCGCUCAUGGCGUACCUUCGUCAGCAGCAGCGCUCGCCUCCUAGCUGCAUCAUAUCUGACGUGAUGCACUGGUGGACCGGUGACAUCGCAAGGGAGCUCGGCAUCCCGAGGCUCACCUUCAUUGGCUUUUGUGGCUUCUCGUCCCUUGUCAGGUACAUCAUUUUUCACAACAAUGUAUUGGAGCAUGCCACAGACGAAAAUGAGCUCAUCACGAUCCCGGGGUUUCCUACACCUCUAGAGUUGAUGAAGGCUAAGUUACCUGGAACCCUUUCUGUUCCCGGUAUGGAGAAAAUCCGUGAGAAGAUGUUUGAGGAGGAGCUGAGAUGCGAUGGUGAGAUCACUAAUAGCUUCAGAGAGCUCGAGGCAUUGUAUGUUGAAUUCUAUGAGCAGAUAAGGAAGAAGAAGAUCUGGACGGUCGGGCCAAUGUGCCUCUGCCACCGAAACAGCAACACAACGGCUGCAAGAGGAAACAAGGCGUCAAUGGAUGAGACACAGUGCUUGCAAUGGCUUGAUUCAAGGAAGCCAGGCUCAGUGAUCUUUGUGAGCUUUGGUAGCCUCGCUUGCACUACACCUCAACAGCUUGUUGAGCUGGGACUGGGACUUGAAGCCUCGCAGAAACCGUUUAUUUGGGUGAUAAAAGCAGGUCCUAAGUUUCCAGAAGUCGAGGAAUGGCUCGCGGAUGGGUUCGAGGCACGCGUCAAAGAUAGAGGCAUGAUCCUAAGAGGCUGGGCGCCACAAGUGAUGAUCCUGUGGCACCAAGCCAUUGGAGGAUUUGUUACGCACUGUGGGUGGAACUCAACAAUAGAGGGCAUCUGUGCAGGUGUGCCCAUGAUCACUUGGCCGCACUUUUCGGAGCAGUUUGUGAAUGAGAAGCUGGUGGUGGAUGUGCUGAAAAUCGGGGUGGAGGUCGGAGUGAAAGGAGUUACACAGUGGGGAAGUGAAAAACAAGAGGUUAUGGUUACAAGAGAUGCCGUGGAGACGGCUGUGAACACCCUGAUGGGUGAGGGGGAGGCUGCAGAGGAGCUGAGGAUGAGAGCAAAAGACUGCGCCAUUAAGGCAAGGAGGGCUUUUGAUGAGGAAGGUUCUUCUUAUAACAACGUAAGGCUGUUAAUUCAAGAAAUGGAAAACAAGACGAAUCCAUGUGAUUGAUACAGAUGGUAAUAAGCUCACUUUUUUGGUGUAAACAUUAAGUGAAAGAUCCUAGAAUACAUAUAUAUCAUCAUAAAGAAUUUUAUUUUACAAAUAACCACUAGCUUGUACCAGGCUCACAGGUGAGCCCUAAUUAUUUAGAGAUUAUAGAUGAUCUGGAAGACAGCAAUAUCAAUUGUCCUCUCUGGUAUGCUCUUUCGUGGCAAUCAACAUAAUUUUU
Messenger RNA from Hordeum vulgare subsp. vulgare (domesticated barley), 2359 nucleotides. RefSeq names its product UDP-glycosyltransferase 73C10-like. Bases 649 to 2139 code for a protein of 496 amino acids. The transcript has 2 exons. Gene Ontology annotation, molecular function: UDP-glycosyltransferase activity. The record is from RefSeq and is a predicted model, not a curated record. NCBI's taxonomy places the organism in Eukaryota, Viridiplantae, Streptophyta, Magnoliopsida, Poales, Poaceae.